This is a messenger RNA of Helobdella robusta, 159 nucleotides long. RefSeq lists its product as hypothetical. Gene Ontology annotation, molecular function: RNA polymerase II cis-regulatory region sequence-specific DNA binding; DNA-binding transcription factor activity, RNA polymerase II-specific. Gene Ontology annotation, biological process: neuron differentiation; regulation of transcription by RNA polymerase II; cell development. The annotation marks the transcript as partial. The transcript has a single exon. Gene Ontology annotation, cellular component: nucleus. Lineage: Eukaryota; Metazoa; Annelida; Clitellata; Rhynchobdellida; Glossiphoniidae. The record is from RefSeq and is a predicted model, not a curated record.
ACUGCCAAAUUGAAGGCUUGGUUGUCCGAGCACAUUGACCACCCAUACCCCACAAGAGAGGACAAAAUCAAUUUGGCGGCUCAAUGCAGUAUGACUUUGACACAAAUUUCAACGUGGUUUGCCAACGCCAGGAGACGCAUGAAGAAGGGAGGAGAUAUG